This is a messenger RNA of Hippocampus zosterae (dwarf seahorse), 966 nucleotides long. It is a transcript of the gene pla2g12b, whose product is annotated as phospholipase A2, group XIIB. NCBI's taxonomy places the organism in Eukaryota, Metazoa, Chordata, Actinopteri, Syngnathiformes, Syngnathidae. Gene Ontology annotation, cellular component: extracellular region. The record is from RefSeq and is a predicted model, not a curated record. The transcript has 4 exons. Bases 75 to 890 code for a protein of 271 amino acids. Gene Ontology annotation, biological process: cholesterol homeostasis; arachidonate secretion; triglyceride homeostasis. Gene Ontology annotation, molecular function: calcium ion binding; A2-type glycerophospholipase activity.
UGUGUGUUGUUGUCGUCGCUCACUCGCAAAGCUCCUCUCACCCUGUUGACAACGCAGCUGACAUUCUUAGAACCAUGCUGCUCCGGACUGUUACUCUUCUGCUGCUCCUUAGUGUGACCGCUGGUGUCUGUGCCACCCUGGGUCACUACCAAUCAAAAUCACUGGAGGAGGACACUCCGGCGGUGGAUCCACAAAACACAGAUGUGGCAGACACCAAAUUAUACCAAGACCAGACCAACGAACUACCUGAAGUUUUACCGAACAAAACUCCCGAAGCAGUCAAAGGGCCCGGAGAAAUCAGCCAAGCUGGGGAAGCCCAGCAUCAACCUAAGGAUCAAGAAGAGAUGGAGAAGAGCGACAAGAUCGAGCCAGUCCAGAUGAGCAUUUCCACUCCAGAUGACCAAAACAGCAGUAGCUGGAGCCUCAUGUCAAUUAGAAGCAGUUUCCAAACGAUGCACGGCUACUUUGACUCCCUGGUCGAACUGGUGGGGGGUCACAAUGGCGUGUGUCAGUACCGCUGCAGAUACGGAGAACGUCCUCAACCUCGUCCUGACUACAAGCACCAAGAGCCCAAUGGCUGCAGCUCCUCCAUGGUGGGAUUCCAGAUUGAUCUUGGCAUCCCAGCCAUGACUGAGUGCUGUAACCAGCUCGAUGUGUGCUACGACAACUGCGGCAUCAACAAGUACGACUGUGACACCAAGUUCCGCUCUUGUCUUCAUAACAUUUGCUCCGACCUGAAGAGGAGUCUCGGCUUUGUGUCCAAAGUACAAGCCUGUGAGUCGAUGGCAGAUGCCUUGUACAACACAGUGUGGACACUUGGAUGCCGGCCCUACAUGAACAGCCAGAGGGCAGCAUGUGUUUGUGAUGGAGACGAGAGGGAUGAACUGUGACCCUGAACACCAUGGACGGCAUUGACAUGGAGAAAAAAAAGACAGUUUUGCACAUAAUAUAUUUCAGAGCAUGGAA